GUCAGGCCAGGUCAAGAUGGCCGCCGCACAAGCUUGUUAAUAGGUGGACCUCCAGUAUGUUUGUGCUGGAACAUUCCGCCAGUUAAUGAUUGACUGGAUGAACACUGAGAAGGAGGAGCUUCGUGGAAUGACACACAAGUGGGAUCAUCCUGUUGGAUUAAGAUAAACUGGCAACAUGGACAACUUCUUCACGGAGGGCGAGCGUGUGUGGCUUCAUGAGGACGAGCAGUAUCUUCCAAGCAUCGUGUCCUCCUGCUCAGGCGGUGUGGUCGUCUUCGCCACGGACUACGGCCAGGUGUACACGUACAAGCAGAAUGCACUGACAAGGCAGAAGGUCCAGCCCAUGCAUGGCAGCAAUGUCACGGGCGUGGAGGACAUGGCGGCGCUGGAGGACCUGCACGAUGGCGCCAUCAUGCACAACCUCUUUCUGCGCUAUCAACAGAGACACAUCUACACGUACAUCGGCUCCAUCCUGGCGGCAGUCAAUCCCUACCAGCCACUGCCUGGCCUGUACGAGCGGGCCGCCGUGGAGUUGUACAGCUGCCACCACCUGGGCGAGAUCCCGCCACACAUCUUCGCCGUGGCUAACGAGUGCUACCGCUCUCUGUGGAGGAGGCCGCACAACCAGUGUGUGCUCAUCAGCGGCGAAAGUGGAGCUGGGAAGACAGAAAGCACCAAACUCAUCCUGAAGUUCCUGUCGGCAAUGAGCCAGCAUUCUUUGGAAGUGUCCUCCAAAGAGAGGACGUCGCAUGUGGAGGAGGCAUUGCUGGAGAGCGGUCCCAUCAUGGAGGCCUUUGGGAAUGCCAAGACGGUCUACAACAACAACUCAAGCCGCUUUGGGAAAUUCGUCCAGCUGCAUUUUAACCAAAAAGGAAACAUCCAAGGAGGCAAAAUUGUGGACUACCUCUUAGAAAAGAACCGCGUUGUCCGUCAGAACCAGGGCGAGAGGAACUAUCAUAUCUUCUACGCUCUCCUCGCAGGAACCAGCGACCAGCAGAGAGAGGCCUUGGGUCUGAACCAACCUGAUGGUUACCACUAUUUGACCCAGUCCAGCUGCCCCGCUGACAAGACAAUCAAUGACAAAGGCACUUUUCAAGAUGUUCUGAAUGCCAUGAGAACCAUGCAGUUCACAGAAGAGAACAUCGGCGAGAUCCUGCGCCUUCUGGCGGGAAUCCUCCACGCCGGGAACAUCGAGUUCAUGACGGCAGGAGGGGCACAGAUCAUGUCCAAGUCUGCUCUCAGUCGGACAUCGGAGCUCCUGGGGCUGAACUCAGAUCAGCUGGCUGAAGUUCUCACCCACAGGUCCAUGAUCCUCAGGGGGGAGGAGAUCUCCACUCCUCUGACUGUAGAGCAGGCUGUGGACUCCAGAGACUCCAUGGCCAUGGCACUUUAUUCCCAAUGUUUCAACUGGAUCAUCCGCAAGCUCAACAGUCGCAUUCGAGGCAAAGACGACUUCAAGUCCAUCAGCAUCCUCGACAUCUUUGGCUUUGAGAACUUUGAGGUGAACCACUUUGAACAGUUCAACAUCAACUAUGCAAAUGAGAAGCUUCAGGAAUAUUUCAACAAGCACAUUUUUUCCCUGGAGCAACUGGAGUACAACAAGGAAGGUCUAGUCUGGUCCAACAUUGACUGGAUGGACAAUGGAGAGUGCUUGGACUUAAUAGAGAAGAAACUGGGCCUCCUGGCGUUGAUGAAUGAGGAGAGUCACUUCCCUAAAGCCACAGACGACACGCUGCUGGAGAAACUGCACAGCCAGCACUCGAAAAAUCCUUUCUACGUGAAGCCUCGUGUUGCUGUUCACUGCUUUGGAGUCAAGCACUACGCGGGAGAGGUGGUGUACGACGUGAGGGGGACACUGGAGAAGAACAGGGACACUUUCAGGGACGACGUCCUCAACCUGCUGCGGGAGAGCAGGUUGGACUUUGUCUACGACCUUUUUGAGCACGUGCUGAGUCGCAACAAGCAGGACACUCUGAAGAGCAGCUGCAAGCACAGACGACCCACCGUUAGCUCCCACUUCAAAGACUCAUUGCACGCCCUGAUGGCCACGCUCAGCACCUCCAAUCCUUUCUUCAUCCGAUGCAUCAAACCUAACACACACAAGAUGCCUGACCAGUUUGACCAGGCGGUGGUUCUGAACCAGCUCAGGUAUUCCGGCAUGCUGGAGACGGUCAAGAUUCGACGCAGCGGCUUUCCCAUCCGAAGGCUUUUCCAAGAGUUCUGCUGCAGAUACAAGGUCCUGAUGCGAAACACACUUGUGCCAGAUGAUGCCAGGGAGUGCUGCGUCCAGCUGCUGCAGCACUACGACAGUACCGGCAUCGAGUGGCAGCUUGGAAAGACCAAGGUGUUCCUCAGAGAGUCUUUGGAGCAUCAUCUGGAGAAGCAGCGUGAGAUGGAGGUGCUGAGGGCCGCCAUGGUCAUCCAGGCUCACGUUUUGGGCUACAUGGCCAGGAAGCAAUACAGGAGGCUGCUUCUGUGUAUUCUGGUCAUCCAGAAAAACUAUCGCGCUUUUUACUGGAGGAGGAAAUUCCUGCUGCUCCGCCGGGCGGCACUCACCAUCCAGAAGGUUCUACGUGGACAGCUGGCCCGCCGCGCCUUCAGCCAGUUGCUGGCUGAGAGGAAGAGGAGGGAAGAAGAGGAGCGAUGCAGGAGGCUGGCAGAGGACAUGGACAGGGAGAGGCGUAGACAAGAGGAGGAGCAACUGGCUGAGGAGGCGUCCAGGAGGUGUGAACAGCAGCAGCAGGAUGAGGAGCUGACAUCUCAGACGUUCGCAGCUGUUACCUCCUCAUCAGACUCCUUGGAGGAGGAGACAGCGAACUCCUUGAAGGAACAAGAGGAAACCUUGGAGGAGGAAGAGGCCAAGCGUCCUCAAGAGGCGUCUCAGGUGGAGGAGAUCCUUCGCCUGGAGCGUGAGAUCCAGUCCCUGCAGAUGCAGAAGGAGCGCCAGGAGCUCUCCUUGACGGAGGCCUCCUUGCAGCGCCUCCAGCACCUGCGCGACCAGGAACUGCAGCGUCUGGAGGAGGAGGCGUGCAAGGCGGCGCAGCAUUUCUUGCAGUCGCUCAACUUCGACGAGAUCGACGAGUGCGUGAGGAACAUCGAGAGCUCGCUGGCCGUGGAAGGGCGAGUGAAGGAGGAAGAGGAAGUGGACGAAGGCUUUGGCGCCGACGAGGAGGCCUUCAAGGACUCUCCCAACCCAAGCGAGCACGGCCACUCUGACGGCCAGCGCACCAGCGGCAUCCGCACCAGCGACGACUCCUCCGAAGAGGACCCGUAUGCCAACGACGGCGUGAUCCCGCCUCUGCCGCCGACCACAGUGCUCCUCCAUUCUCAGCCUCUAAUGCCGCCGCCCGCCACCUGCCUCCUCACCUCCUCCGUCAAGGAGGAGCCUCUUUCCGACCGCCCUGUAGAGCUCAUCCCUCCUGACGAGGACUCCGACUACGACCAGGACGACUACGACGAGGGCGCCAUCGUGUCCAGCGGGAGCGUGGCGUUCUCCAACCCCCGCAGCGAGCAAUGGUCUCCCGACUACCGCGGCUCCUUGGGGACCUACAGCAGCUCGGGCGUGUACCGCUUCGGAUCAGAGGGGGCGCAGUCCUCGUUUGAGGACAGCGAGGAGGACUUUGACAGGUUUGACACGGAUGACGAGCUGUCCUACCGCAGAGAUUCCGUCUACAGCUGCGUCACGCUUCCGUACUUCCACAGCUUCCUGCACGUCAAAGGCGGCCUGAUGAACACUUGGAAGCGGCGUUGGUGCGUGCUCAAGGACGAGACCUUCCUCUGGUUCCGCGCCAAACAGGAAGCGCUGAAGCAAGGCUGGCUGCACAAGAAAGGAGGCGGAUCGUCCACGCUGUCACGGCGCAACUGGAAGCGCCGCUGGUUCGUUCUGCGCCAGAGCAAGUUCAUGUACUUUGAGAACGACGGCGAGGACAAACUGAAAGGAGUGCUGGACAUGCACGCCGCCACGGAAGUCAUCGAUAACACGCACAAGGAGAACGGGAUCAACAUCGUGAUGCCUGAGAGGACGUACCACCUGGUGGCAGAGUCUGCUGAGGACGCCAGCCAGUGGUUCAGCGUGCUGAGUCAGGUCCACAGCUCCACAGAGCAGGAGAUCGGAGAGAUGCACGACGAGCAGGCCAACCCCCAAAACGCCGUGGGCACACUGGACGUGGGCAUGAUCGAUUCCGUGUGCGCGUCAGACAGUCCGGAGAGGCCCAACUCCUUCGUCAUCAUCACUGCUAAUCGGGUGUUGCACUGCAACGCCGACACGCCCGAGGAGAUGCACCACUGGAUCACGCUGCUGCAGCGCUCCAAGGGGGACGCCCGGGUGGAUGGGCAGGAGUUCAUCAUACGAGGUUGGCUCCACAAGGAGAUGAAGAACAGCACAAAGUCGUCUCUGAAGCUGAAGAAGCGCUGGUUCCUCCUUACCCACAAUUCCCUGGACUACUACAAAAGCUCGGAGCGCAACGCUCUGAAGCUGGGAACUGUGGUGCUCAACAGCUUGUGCUCGGUGGCACCGCCUGAUGAAACUGUCUUCAAAGAGAGCGGAUACUGGAACGUUAUCGUGUACGGCCGCAAGCACUCGUACCGCCUCUACUGUAAGCUCCUGAACGAGGCCACGCGAUGGGCCAGCGCCAUCCAGAACGUUAUUGACGCCAAAGCUCCCAUCGACACGCCGACACAGCAGCUCAUCCAGGACAUCAAGGAGAACUGUCUGAACAGUGAAGUGGUGGAGCAGAUCUACAAGAGGAACCCCAUCCUUCGCUACAGCCACCACCCUCUGCACUCCCCCCUGCUGCCCCUCCCCUACGGAGACAUCCACCCCACAGCCCAGAGGAGCAGGACCUACAGCACGCUGCAAGAAGAAGCCCUCAAGGUGUUUGGCUCUCUGCAGCACCUGGAGGGCGUGGCUGACCCCGUGCCCAUCAUCCAGGGGGUCCUGCAGGCGGGCCAGGAGCUCAGACCUCUGAGGGACGAGCUGUACUGCCAGCUGGUCAAGCAGACCACGCUGCCACCUCAUCCUGCCGGUCCUGGUAACCUGAGCCGCUGGAAGAUGUUGGCCUGCAUGUCCUGCACCUUCAUCCCCACCAGGAGCAUCCUCAGAUACCUCAAGUUCCACCUCAAGAGGACUCGGGAGCUCUUCCCAAACUCUGAAAUGGAGCGCUACGCCUGCUUCGCCCUGGACUCCCUGAAGAAGACCCGCUGCAGGGAGAACGUGCCGUCCCAGGAGGAGAUCCGCGCCGUCAUCGCUCGGCAGGACAUGAGCACCACCGUGCACUGUCAUGGCGGAGGAUGCUGCAAGAUCACCAUCAACUCGCACACCACCGCCGGAGAAGUGGUGGAGAAGUUGCUGCGUGGUCUGGCCAUGGAGGACAGCAGGAACAUGUUUGCUCUCUUCGAACACAACCACGUCGCCGAGAAAGCCAUCGAGAACCGCAUGGUGGUGGCGGACGUGCUCGCCAAGUUUGAAAGACUGUCUGCCAGUCAGGAAGAGAUGAACACAGGCUGGAAGUUCUACUUCAAACUCUACUGCUUUGUGGACAUGGACAAGGUUCCUAAAGACAGCGUGGAGUUCGCCUUCAUGUUCGAGCAGGCCCAUGAAGCCGUGAUCCGCGGUCGCUAUCCUGCUCCAGAAGAGACUCUUCAGUUCCUGGCAGCGCUGAGACUUCAGUACCUGCUAGGAGACCACAGCGCCCACAGCGCCCUUCCAGAGAUGGCCCAGGUGUUCCCCAUGGCGCGGCUGCGGGCCCGGGUGCAGAAAUCCGCCAGGACUUUUGCUCCGGGCGGCGGCUCGGCGUCAGAGCGCUCUGGAACGUCGGAGAGGAAAUGCUCCAGCUUCCUGGAGGGAACGCUGAGGCGGAGCUUCCGGAGCAGUUCCAUCAGCCAGCAGAAGCUGGACGAGGAGAACAGCCUGGAAGCUUGGAUGAGGGAGGAGGUGUCGGCGGUACGGACCUGCGUGGUUGACAAGUGGAGGAAGCUGCAGGGCAUGGAGCAGGAGCACGCCAUGGUCAAGUACAUGGCGCUGGUCAAGGAGUGGCCCGGAUACGGAUCCACGCUCUUUAACGUGCAGUGCCGCGAUGGAGCGUUCCCGUCUGAGCUGUGGCUCGGCGUCAGUCGAGACGCCAUUUCUGUGUACAAGCGAGGCGAGCCGUGGCCUCUGGAAGUCUUUCCUUACGAGCAGAUCCUCGCCUUCGGAGCUCCUCUGGCCAACGCCUACAAGAUCACCGUAGAAGGACGAGAACUGCACUUUGAAACACACAUGGUGAUGGACAUCGCCAAGCUGAUGAAGGCGUACGUCAGCAUGAUGGUGAAGAAGCGUUACAGCAACUGUCAAUCAAUCAGCAGUCACGGCAGUCAAUCCAGCCCCUGGUAACGCCAAGCAACAUGUAUGUUCCAGAAGGUUCACACCUGAUACCUCACUACACAGUUCUAGCUGGCUCUGGUACUUGGUGCUCUAAGAUGCAGUAACCCUACACCCCAGAAGGGGGCAGCAGUCAGUCAUUGUGGUUCAGUGAAGAGUUCAGUCGUGAAGAAGAAAUGAAUGUAAAUAGAUAAAGUUGUAUUUUUGAGGUGAAUAUUUGUAAUUUUAAAACACGAUUCUUUCUUGUCAGCACCAAAACAAGUUUGUUUGAAUGUAAAAUGAAAGUUUGACGUGUUAAUUGGCCGACUGACCAGGUGAAAGUGGCCGCACAAGUGCCUGCUCAAAAACACACAAUAGUCCAUUUCCUCUGGCUCUUGUGUGUCCUAUCCCAACUGGACAUAAAGUUUGGGCCCUCACAGAACUUGGUCCACUAAACAUGAAUUCAUCUUUUGACGUCAGAUUACGAGAUGUCAGUGGAGCUCCGCAGGCGGUAGGUCCAUUCAAAGACGCGUUCAGAUUUCUCCCACAGUGCCUUGCUGUAUAUUUCUUACUCUUUCUGUGCAAUGUUUAUACUUAAAUAUAUAUAUAUAUAGUCCAGCAUCACUUGGCUGUACAUUUCAUGUUGUUUAUGCUUUGGGAUGAUGGCCACAUGGCUCUUUUGUUUGAUGUUGGGGGACCACUGUGACAAUAAACAACUUCAAGCCAAA
Molecule: messenger RNA, 7065 nt
Organism: Nerophis lumbriciformis (worm pipefish)
Lineage: Eukaryota; Metazoa; Chordata; Actinopteri; Syngnathiformes; Syngnathidae
Gene: myo10
Product: myosin X
Biological process (GO): regulation of filopodium assembly; signal transduction; regulation of cell shape
Cellular component (GO): cytoskeleton; filopodium; myosin complex
Molecular function (GO): plus-end directed microfilament motor activity; phosphatidylinositol-3,4,5-trisphosphate binding; actin filament binding
Source: RefSeq, a predicted model, not a curated record